AUGACCGAAAAGAAAUGGGUUGAGGUGGUAGUUGUUUUCGCUCUUGGAAGAGGAGAAACGUCCGCCAAAAAACAUCUUCGUCAACUGCACGGGAUGGCCUGCAGGAAGCCUCGUUCGAGGGGGUCUUCUCGCCCGAGAGAGUCUCGCCCCAGAGAGCCCGGCCUAAGACGGGAGCAUCCAGGAGACCCUGUUCCAGCAGAGUCUCGUCCGAAAGGGCCUCGACCAUGGGAUCCUGCGUGGGUGGGCCAGGCGAUGCGAAAGAGAGGCAUGACUGCGAUACACAAGAAUUACAAGUUUGGCAAAGAAUGCAACACUACGGCUAUCUUGUUCUUUUACAACAAGAUCCACGACUUCUGGGACGGCUCAGUCUACAACCCAGAGGGUGAACCGCUGCCAGAGGCGAACGCAAUCAUACGAGAUAUACUGAAAAGACAAGUCGUGUCCGAGUCCGAUGGCGAGCUCGUCCGACACACGGCGAAAGAAAGGAAGCAGAUGGCCAAGCCAAAGCCCUACAAAGUGCAAAAGCAGACAACGGAGCGCAACCUGCGGCGCAGAAAGCCACCUGCGGAUGCCCAGCGAGCAUCACACGCCUCCCCAGCCCUCACGCAGAUCACAGUUGCGGGAAGCGAGUCAGUACUUGGGGAUCGAGGUGCGAGCAUAUGGAGCCUGCCGGGUACCCCUGCGUCACCGAUCGUUGGACCGCUGGACAACUGCGAUGACAAUGAACACGAAGAGCCCGAGGACGACUGCGUCGACGAAGAGAUUGCCCCGACUGUUCUUGCCGUUUCCGCAGCGGAUCACGGCCAGGAUGUGUUCCGUCGCCAACAGGAACCACGCACAUCUCCACCUGCGAUUGAACACGGUGCCGGGCGUGAGCCCUAUGAGGCGGCAGACGGCGGCGCAGCUUUCACGCAUGAUGGAGCAGGCGAAUCAAUCCACUUCGAAGAGCCCCAGGAGCAGCCAGCGCCCUACGAAUUCAGCGCGAUGAUGGCCGGCGACGACGCUUGGAUGAACAUGGACAUGUCCAUGGCAGGCUUUCAGGGCACGGCAGACUUUGGCGUGGACGGCCUCAAUGAUCUGAAUUUGGACAUCGACAUGGCCAUGAACAUGCACAGCAAUGCUGGCGAGCUGCAAGAGCCCCCGGGCAGCCAUAGUCCGAAGGCGAUCACCGCGACCUUGUCUACGACCAGCGCCGUUGCGUCAGCUGCAUCUCCUCCUGAAGCAGCUGGCGGAAACCGGCAGACCAGCAGCGCGACCACAACCGACGAGUCAGCGCCACAGGUAGCUCCCGAACCGGACCGGCCGGCUACGGCCAGCCCCAGCGACGAGACGACCAGAGCAUCGCAACCAGCGCCAAUUGACUCUGCACAACCACCAAACCCACCCGUCACCACGACUCAAGCUCCAUACCGCUGUACGCCGGAAGAGGCACUGAUGGCCAUGCAACAAGCUCUAGUCGGCCUGAUCGCUGAAAGAGGCUGGAACUUGGGCCCCUACCAAGAUUUUGGCGGGAUAAGAGAAUCCCAUGCACCAGUAAACAUGUCGAUCCCCGUUCUGGCUUAA
Messenger RNA from Fusarium vanettenii 77-13-4, 1563 nucleotides. RefSeq lists its product as uncharacterized. NCBI's taxonomy places the organism in Eukaryota, Fungi, Ascomycota, Sordariomycetes, Hypocreales, Nectriaceae. Bases 1 to 1563 code for a protein of 520 amino acids. The transcript is spliced from 2 exons. The record is from RefSeq and is a predicted model, not a curated record.